Tetranychus urticae (two-spotted spider mite) is the source of this 1744-nucleotide messenger RNA. It is a transcript of the gene Cht5, whose product is annotated as Chitinase 5. Lineage: Eukaryota; Metazoa; Arthropoda; Arachnida; Trombidiformes; Tetranychidae. Gene Ontology annotation, biological process: carbohydrate metabolic process; chitin catabolic process. Gene Ontology annotation, molecular function: chitinase activity; chitin binding. The record is from RefSeq and is marked provisional. Gene Ontology annotation, cellular component: extracellular region.
AAAUUUUCAUUAAACCUUUCAACCAUCACAAUCAGCUUCAACCAUGGCUAGAAUGAUAAACCUGACAAUUUCAAUUCUCUUUACAUUGUCAGCUUUAGCUUACAGUGAAGUGAAUUGCAACAAAACUCAAGCCGAUGGUAAAGUUGUUUGCUAUUUUGCUGCUUGGGCCAAUUACCGUAAACCACCGUACAAUUAUGACAUUGACAGUAUCUCGGGCGACCUGUGUACUCAUGUAAUUUACUCAUUCAUCGGUAUUAACGAGAAAACAUCUGAACUUGAGUCAAUCGAUCCUGAAUAUGAUUACGUUCGAAAGGGUUAUGAGAAGUUUGUUUCUCUUCGAGAAAAAUGGCCUCAACUAAAGGUUCUCAUUGCUGUUGGUGGUUGGGCUGAAGGUGGUGCCAAGUAUUCAAAUAUGGUUUCCGAUGAAGGGCGAAGACAAAAGUUUGUCACUUCGGUCGUCUCUUUCCUCCAAAAGUACAAGUUUGAUGGAUUUGAUUUGGACUGGGAAUAUCCUGGAGCAACUGAUCGUCAAGGAAAAUAUGCUGACAAAGAAAACUUCUUGAAAUUGGUUAAAGAAUUACGAACUGAGUUUGAUAAGCACAACUACAUUCUAUCAGCUGCUGUUCCCGUCGCUAAGUUCAGAUUGCAAGAAGGUUAUGAAGUAUACGAUUUGGCAAGACUUUUGGAUCAAAUUCAUGUAAUGACUUACGAUUUACGUGGUAAUUGGGCUGGUUUCGCUGAUGUCCAUAGUCCAUUGUAUCCACGAUCAUUUGAUGAAUAUGCAUAUGAAAAGUUGAAUGUGAGAGAUGGACUUCAACUGUGGGUUUCAAUGGGAACACCUAAACACAAGUUGAUUGUUGGUGUACCUUUCUAUGGACGAAGUUAUACUCUUGGUAGUAAAGACAACAAUGGACUGAAAGCUCCAAUCAAGAAAUGGAUUGGAGGAGGUCAAGCUGGUCCUUAUACUGGUGAAUCUGGUAUCCUGGCUUAUUAUGAAAUUUGUACUCAGGUUAAAUCAAAUAAUUGGACCCGAAAAUGGGACGAUGUUGGUAAAGUUCCUUAUGCUUAUUAUCAAGAUCAAUGGGUAGGUUAUGAAGAUGAGGAAAGUAUGCAAAUUAAAAUGAAGUUCAUCAAGGAUGAAGGCUAUGGUGGAGCCAUGACUUGGUCUUUAGAUCUUGAUGAUGUUAAUGGUGUUUGCGGUAAAAAAGAUGGUUUACUUCAAGUGAUUAAUGAAAAUAUCAAAGGUUACAAAGUAAAUGUUCCUGAUCCAUCAGAAAUGACUACAACGGCUAAACCUUCACCAACUUGGUGGACUCAAGGUUCAACUGUAGCCUCAACUAGACAGUCAACUACCUCUUCAUCAUCUUCAUCAUCUUCAACUACCAAAGCUCCAAGUGUCCAAGGUGGAUCAACAUCUAAACCAACAUCAGAAGAAGAUUCAGUCUCUAAAGACAUUGAUUGUUCAAAUGCAUCAGUACAAUUUGUCCCUCACCCAACCGAUUGUUCAAAAUAUUAUUGGUGCGUCCAUGGUAAACCAAUGGUCCUAAACUGUCCACCAGGAACUCUAUGGAAUCCAAAUGGUAACCGAUGUGAUUGGGAUUACAAUGUAAAAAGUGCCAAUUGUAACAACAUUUAAACAACAUUUCAUUCAUCUAAACAUCUCUCAUCUCAUUUAAAUUAUUACUAAUUGUAACAAAUGCCUUUUAUAUUACAAUAUUUGUAAUUUAUGAUCUGAAACAAUAAA